AGCUAACAACAAAGACAAAAAUAACAAGGCGGGAACUACACUCCGAAACCAGAGGAGGGACCAAUCCGCAAAUACCCAAAACUCCAAGCCCCUAUUUCCCAAACCAAAAUAAACCCAAAAAAAUCAAUAUUCACUCCCCCAAUUCCCAACUAAAAACAUCACAUCUUUCCUUUCACUCCCCCUAUUUUCGAAACCCUCACAGAUUUCCGGACAAACAGAACCGAACUCCAGCGAGUAAUAUCUUCGUUGUGAAAUUCCGUUAUAACGGAUCGGGUCCUCAUAAUUCCGGCAUUUCCAACAUUUCGGAGGAAUUUCGAUUCCUCCGGCCACCCCGAAGCUCUUUCUCUGAUUGGUUGUGUUCUUUCAAAACCAGCACUGCGUCUGCGAUUGAUAACAAGGAACAAGGCAUUCCUACAGAUUUUAUGAUGAGCAUCCAGUCAGAGUCACAAAGAAAUGGAAACGGGGGGUCAGAGCUGCAAAAAGAUGAAAAUGGGGGGUCAGAAUCACAGAAAGAUGGAAAUGGGAGAUGCAAAAUCUCAAAUGGGACUUCUAGUAAAGAUGCUAAACUAGUGGAAAGCUCCGGCAACACAAUUGAUGGUAACGAGAUAUUAGCUCUGGUGGAAUGGUUAAAUUAUAUCGUUCCUUAUUUAAGAUUGCCGACGGAUGCUUCUGAGGAGGAAAUUAGAGCCUGCUUAAUUGAUGGCACUGUUUUAUGCAGAAUUUUAAAUAAGCUGUGUCCUGGUUCAGUUGAAAUGGGAGGGAGUUCAGACCCUGGUUUUGCAAAUGUCAAAAGGUUUCUGGUGGCUGUGGAGGAGUUAGGAUUCCCUCCGUUUGAGCUUUUGGACCUAGAACAGGGAUCUCUGGUGCCAGUUAUGCGGUGCCUCAGUGCACUCAAAACUUCAUUUGAUUUUGGUUUUUGGGAAGGGAACACUAAAAAUGAAACAAAGACAGGAGGGGAGUUGUUGGAGAUAGAAUAUUUAAGGAAAAUUGAUCGUAAUCAAUCAUUCAAGAGAUACGGACAACAGGGUACUCAAAAUAGAGAAGGGACACAAGGAAAUUCAGAUGACUCAACUUCUGAAGUGACAGUUCCACCAGCUCUUCUAGAACAACUGAAGCAGGGGACUAAUGUGGAUCUCUGUGAUGUCAAGAUUUUGGAAUCGAUCAAAUCAACCAGUUUAGAUAAUGCAUCUACUCGGGCACUUUUCACUGUUGGGAAUAGGAUUCUGGAUGACAGUGCUGAGAGAAAUAACGGGGAUGUACCUCAACAUCUGGCGUAUCUUCUGAGAAAAGUCAUGCAAGUGAUUGAACAACGAUUUGCGAAUCAAGCAGUGAACUUAAGAAUUCAAAACAAUAUGUACAAGGGCCGUGAGGAGAAGUAUCAAAUGAAGAUGAAAGUGCUUGAAACUCUUGCAUCAGGGACCAGCGAAGAAAUUCAGGUUGUUCUGAACCAGCUUAAGCAAAUGAAGGUUGAGCAGUUCAAUAUAGAGGAGAAGCAGAAAAUCGAGGAGCAGGAUGUACUGAGAUUAAAGGAAGAGAAGGAGCAGAUGGGUUUGGAGAUUUCGACAUUAAAACAAGAACUGCAAACGACUAAAAGUACACAUGAAAGCCACUGCCUGCAGUUAGAAGCAAAUGCAAAAGAAGCUAAACUUGAAUUGGAAAGGAAGUUGAAAGAACUUGAGUCCUUACUAACAGGUUCAAAGAAGAAUGAGAAAGAACUAGAGACAUCUUUAGAAUCUGUAUCAGGGAAAUGGAAACAGAAAGAAGGAUCUUACCAAAGUUUUGUAAAUUAUCAAGUUGGAGCUUUGAAGGAACUAAGUGCUGCUUUGGAAUCUACACGAUGUGAAAUCAUGAGUGCAAAACAAAGUUACUUUGAAGAAUUUAAUUGCAUGGGAUCGAAGCUUAGAGGAUUAGCAGAUGCGGCCGAAAAGUACCAUGUAGUUCUUGCUGAGAAUCGAAAGCUGUACAAUGAGGUUCAGGAUUUGAAAGGUAAUAUCAGAGUAUACUGUCGAAUAAGGCCAUUCCUUCCUGGGCAAAGCCAGAAGCAGACCACCAUAGAGUAUGUUGGUGAAAAUGGUGAUUUGGUGAUUGCAAAUCCCUCUAAACAAAGAAAAGACAGCCGCAAGCUAUUUAAAUUUAAUAAAGUAUUUGGUCCUGCUGCUACACAAGAGGAGGUAUUUCUAGACACCCAACCAUUGAUUCGUUCUGUCCUUGAUGGAUACAGUGUUUGUAUAUUUGCUUAUGGUCAAACUGGUUCAGGAAAGACCUAUACAAUGAGUGGGCCCAGUGUAACAUCAACAGAGGAAUGGGGUGUCAACUAUCGAGCCCUAAAUGACCUUUUCCAAAUAUCUCAGAGCAGGAAAAGCUCCAUAGAAUAUGAAGUUGGUGUUCAAAUGGUUGAGAUAUACAAUGAACAAGUUCGUGAUUUACUCUCAAGUGAUAGUUCUCGAAAAAGACUUGGGAUCUGGAAUUCUACCCAACCAAAUGGGUUAGCUGUCCCUGAUGCAAGCAUGCAUCUUGUUAACUCAACUGCUGAUGUCCUAGAGUUGAUGAAUAUUGGCUUGGCAAAUAGGGCAGUCGGUGCUACCGCCCUAAACGAAAGAAGUAGCAGAUCUCACAGUGUUCUGACUGUUCAUGUUCGUGGCGUGGACUUGAAGACUGACACUGCUAUCCGCGGUAGCCUACACCUAGUGGAUCUUGCUGGCAGCGAACGAGUGGAUCGCUCUGAAGCUACCGGAGAUAGGCUUAGGGAGGCACAACAUAUAAACAAAUCAUUGUCAGCCCUUGGAGAUGUAAUCUUUGCUCUUGCGCAAAAGAAUGCACAUGUGCCAUAUAGAAAUAGCAAAUUAACUCAAGUGCUCCAGAGUUCUUUAGGGGGCCAAGCAAAGACGCUCAUGUUUGUACAGCUUAAUCCUGAUACUCAAUCAUUCUCUGAAACUUUGAGUACACUGAAGUUUGCAGAGAGGGUUUCUGGUGUCGAAUUAGGUGCUGCAAAAAGCAACAAGGAAGGAAGAUAUGUAAGAGAGCUUAUGGACCAGGUGGCAUCGUUCAAAGAGACGAUUGCCAAGAAAGAUGAGGAGAUUGAUCGAUUGCUGAAGGCCAAUAGUAAUGGGGUGUACCGUGGCAUGAGCCCACUAAGAUCUGCAUCUUCCUCUCCAAGAAGAUACUCGAUUGGGAGUCCUCGACAGAGAAAAACCUCAAGCCUAGUUGAUAAAGUGGCUCCAUACAGGGAUAGUUUGUCGGAGGCGGCAUAUGAUAAGCAUUCUGAAGUUAGUUCUCAGCUGUCAAUGGAUGACUUUAGACAUCAUAAGCAGAGGUCAAAACUUGGAGGCGAUGCAAGUCAAAAUAUUAAUGAAGGUGAUGCAAGUCAAAAUUUUAAUGAAGGCGAUGCAAGUCAAAAUUUUAAUGAAGACUUUGAGCUCUUGGGCUUUGGCGAUGAAGAUGCUGGGGAGAGAUUGAGCGACAUAUCUGAUGGUGUUCUUUCAAUGGGAACAGAAACCGAUGGUUCAAUGUCCAGUUCUGCUGUGGAGUUUACUCUUUUUCCUGAAGUUACAAAACCAACGGAACGCACAACUACUGAAACUCCAGAAGCCAAGAAAACUCAAGCUCAGAAUGCUCUAGGCGAGAAGACACCAUCCCAUCCGACUGUAAGGUUUGCACCAAUAUCUAAACUUCCAAAGCCAACACCUAAGUUGGUCGAUACAAAAGCCACUCGUUCAUCAUUGGUUAGAAGCUCGUCAAAGGUUUUGCCGAGUCCUAGGAAAGCUACUGCUGGAAGCAGCACCUCGUCGGUGAAGUCUGGCAAACGAUGGCAAUGAACAAUUUGGAAAGCGAUAGAGUUUGUUACAUAAUUGGCAUUGUUGUUAGAAACUCACUGUAUUGUACUGUGUAUUCAUAAUUAUGCUGCUUCCUUCUAGGCCGUUAGUAGUUUCCAGUUGUCUUUAUAUUGAAAUGACAAGUGGAAACUUCAAACAUCAAAAUCACCUUGUAAUAUAUGUACUAUUAAUUGUCAUAGUACAACUUUUAGUUUUUAGAUC
Molecule: messenger RNA, 4034 nt
Organism: Rosa rugosa (rugosa rose)
Lineage: Eukaryota; Viridiplantae; Streptophyta; Magnoliopsida; Rosales; Rosaceae
Product: kinesin-like protein KIN-14J
Exons: 22
Coding region: 423-3815 (1130 amino acids)
Biological process (GO): microtubule-based movement
Molecular function (GO): microtubule binding; ATP binding; microtubule motor activity
Source: RefSeq, a predicted model, not a curated record